CUUCCGUUCGAGCAAUGGACCCGAAUCCAUGAUCAUACGAUUCAUCCGAUGGAGCUUGAUCCGGACCGGAUGAAAUCCCAUCGACCCGUAAGGAGAAACACACACACUGCUAAAGAGGAGAACGCGUAGAGAUACUACAUUUGUCCCGGAGCUGCGAGGACAACAUCGGAUCCCACCCGUCACUUGACAACGCGAACACAGCAACCCCCGGAGAUUUGGUGUAUUGAGGAACAGUAGCUCUUCGGAGUGAGUGGUGUGGGCGACUCAUCUUAAGGGUGGCCACCCCCACCCCUUCUGCCCUGAUGGCUUGUGUCCAUGAACAACAUGCCCCUUCCCCCUCUCUCUCAGGGUUUAGCACUCCACUCUCCGAUCCACCUUUCUGUCGCCCGGAUGCUGAGGUGCCCGCAAGCACACCCGACACCGAACUCACUCCGACCCAAUGCGUUCUCCGUAAUGUACUCUCCAUUGACCCUGUGGGGGGUGGGAGCGGCACCCACAGCAACAGCCCCACUCUGAGCGACGAGCCCGCAAACUUCUCUAAUAGCGUGCUAAAGCUUCAGGAGGGCGGAGCAGAGGGCGGAGCUGUGCGCAACCAGUCUGACAGCUUUAGACUGCAGGCAGGUGGAGGGGGCUUUCUGGAGGGUUUGUUUGGAUGCUUGAAGCCUGUGUGGAUGAUGAUUGGGAAAGCGUACUCAACAGAACACAAACAGAGCUAUGAGGAAUUAUGGGAGGUACCAUUUGAGGAGAUCUCGGAGCUGCAGUGGGUGGGCAGUGGGGCACAAGGGGCUGUUUUCUUGGGCAAGUUCCAUGGUGAGGAAGUAGCCGUGAAGAAAGUGAGAGACAUCAAAGAGACUGAGAUCAAACAUCUCCGCAAGCUCAAGCACCCCAACAUCAUCACCUUCAAGGGUGUGUGCACGCAGGCUCCAUGUUACUGCAUCAUUAUGGAGUACUGUGCACAGGGGCAGUUGUAUGAGGUCCUGAGAGCGGGCAGGAAGAUCACGCCAUCUCUGCUGGUGGACUGGGCCAUGGGCAUCGCAGGGGGCAUGAACUACCUCCACCUGCACAAGAUCAUACACAGAGAUCUCAAAUCUCCCAAUAUGCUGAUCACACAUGAUGACCUGGUGAAGAUCUCAGACUUUGGCACAUCUAAAGAGCUCAGAGAUAAGAGCACUAAGAUGUCGUUCGCUGGCACCGUGGCCUGGAUGGCUCCUGAGGUUAUUCGAAACGAACCUGUUUCUGAGAAAGUAGAUAUCUGGUCAUUUGGUGUGGUCCUAUGGGAGAUGCUGACCGGUGAGAUCCCAUAUAAAGACGUGGACUCGUCCGCCAUCAUAUGGGGUGUCGGAAACAACAGCCUGCAACUUCCUCUUCCUGACAGCUGUCCGGACGGCUUUAAGAUCCUGCUCAGACAGUGCUGGAACUGUAAACCCAGGAACAGACCAUCGUUCAGACAGAUUCUUUUGCAUCUGGACAUUGCAUCUGCAGAUGUGCUGUGCACACCUCAGGAGACAUACUUUAAAUCACAGGCGGAGUGGCGUGAGGAGGUGAAACAACACUUUGAAAAGAUUAAGUCUGAGGGCACGUGUCUUCACCGUCUGGAUGAAGAGCUGAUUAACCGCCGGCGAGAGGAACUAAGGCAUGCUCUGGACAUCAGAGAACACUAUGAGAGGAAGCUGGAGAGAGCAAAUAAUCUGUACAUGGAGCUCAAUGCAGUCAUGCUACAGCUGGAGCUCAAAGAGAAAGAGCUGCUCAGGAGGGAGCAGUGUCUGGAUAAGAAAUAUCCGGGUCUCUUCAAACAUCACACCUCAACUACAGUGGACAAACUUAUCAAAAAAAGAAGCGUCCCUCAGAAACUGCCCUCUCAUGGCAAAAGGCCUGACCUCCUGAGGUCAGAGAUUAUUCUGCCUAAGAUGGACACUGGUGUGCUGCAGGUGACCGUCCCUCCAUGUGCGAACCGAGGCCCCACUUCGCCGAGUCGUGCCCGCAGGGUCAAAACUCGCCACCGGAGGAGUGGACGAGGAAGCAGCGGGGAUCUGUCUGGACCUAAACACCCAUCAGCCCCUGCCUGCCAAGAGAGAGAGUCCACCAUGUCCAACACAACGACGCCCGCUCCGCCUCUCGCAGAAACGGGGUCUGAGGGUGCGAUGAGGGAGGGCCAGCUGGAGCCACCCCCACUCAAACUCUCAUCCUCCAGCCCAGAUCUGCUGUGCUCCGCCCGUCGGGUAGAAGAUGGAGUCAGCGCCAGCACAACUGAAGCCCUGGGAGGAGAGACCAGCGGCGUGACUGGAGCGGGGGCGGGGCUAGAUGAGACUCCGCCCAGAAGUGACACAGCAAGCGAAGAUGCGGCAUCACUGCCAUUUUCCAGCAGCCCAGACUCACCCUGCUGUGCUAGAGGUGCGCCAGUGGGACGAACUCAUGUGGAGGAGAGGGAAGAGGGCACCGGGGUGGUCCGACUACCCAGAGGAUCCAGUGGAAGUCAUCUGACUCCAUCAGCCAUACUGUAUCGUGCUGCUAUCACACGCAAACAGCGGCGUGGCGUUUCUUCAGAGGAAGAGGAGGGUGAGGUGGACAGCGAGGUGGAGUUACCAAGACGACGACGGCCAACCAGUAUAACUAAGUGCCAAUCGGUAUCCACGUUCAGUUCGGAGAAUCUGUCCGUUUCAGAGGGAGAGGAGGGGCAUACAACAGAUCACUCCCACAGUGGCACACCAGACGUGGUCAGUACCAACACAGAUGAGCGGUUGGAUGACCGCAGCGAUGACCUCAUCUCUCAAGGCUCUGAGAUUCCUGCUGAUAUCAUAGACCCCACUCUGUCUGAAAGAGAGGCUGCGGCCCUCGAAGCUGAGAGAGCAAACUUUGACCUUGAACAAAAUAUCCUGGAGACUCGUGCGCUGUGUGAGGAUUCAGACUGUGAUAGUGCUGAACUCGACCAAUCAGGAAGUGGAGAGCUGAGCCGUCCCCCAAGUGCAGGAGGCUGGGGCCAGGGCCCUCAAAACUGAAACACACACACACACACACAUAUGCAACACAUUCAAAUAAACUUGUGCAAUGGAGCACAAACACAGACAUAUAUCAUUAUAUAUAUAAUAUAUAUAUUGAGGUGCACAGAAGCUAAAGUGACACAAACACACACCCACACACAUCAUUAUUGGCCCCAAGGGGCUGAGAAACACAAUAUUGGUGCAAAAUCAGUUAUUCAAAAAGCAAAAUGAUUAGCCACUUAAGAACAAUUACUUUGACACUGGUCAAAACAAUGUAGUAAAGAUUGUAAACUGCCUCAUGACCAGGACAUAAAGCCACGGAAACAAUAUAAUAAAACAAGUCAUACAGAAAGAUUAAAAAGAAGAAAAUAAAUGUGGAUAUCAGGAACUAUGUGAAAAGAUCAAACCAAUAAAAAACUUCAGGGCAUUCCUGAUAAGCAGCAAUGAUGAUGAACAAUAUUAUUGUUAAGUAUGGUCACCUGUAAAGCAAAAAGACUUUAUGUUCCAUAAAAGAGCCGGAUCAUCUCCUUUAAUGUGCACAAGGCUUGUGGUUAGAAGUUAGAUUCAGAGUAAAGUGUGUAAGUCUACUCUCUGAAGACACGUUUAAUAUGUCACUGCAAUAUAGAGUGCUGGAUGAAACUCAAAUCAAAGAAAGUAGUGAUGGUUUGUAUUCACCAAAAAUGUCCCCCGUUAAUCUGUUCAGACAUGAAUGGAGUGUGUGGCACUCGGAUUUAACUGACUUCACAUGUACAGAUGCUUCCUUUCCAGAGCACCUACAAGGUGCAUAUACAAAUAUGAUUCUAUUAUGAAUAGAAA
This is a messenger RNA of Xyrauchen texanus (razorback sucker), 3794 nucleotides long. RefSeq names its product mitogen-activated protein kinase kinase kinase 12-like. Lineage: Eukaryota; Metazoa; Chordata; Actinopteri; Cypriniformes; Catostomidae. Gene Ontology annotation, molecular function: JUN kinase kinase kinase activity; ATP binding. The record is from RefSeq and is a predicted model, not a curated record. The transcript has 14 exons. Bases 303 to 2996 code for a protein of 897 amino acids. Gene Ontology annotation, biological process: JNK cascade; protein autophosphorylation.